AUUUUCGCGGUAUUGAAACUACGGAAAUGUAAGACAGUGACGCUGGAAUGCACUUCGUAUCGAUUGAAAUAAAAGCGACGGGAUAUUUCGACAUGCCCGGUUGAGCAGAAAAUAACGCUUCUGAGUCGGUAGUUAGAUUUAGACCAGUUAGUUAGACCCAGGAAUUAGAUUUACUAAAAUUCUUGUUAGAGAUAGUCGAAAUGAAGCUUAACUUACCUUGUGGUAGCCAGCUAAGCUGUUUUAUUUAUGAGGAUCAUGUGACAAAACUCGUGAUUUGAAACUUAUUGCUAAUUGGGGAUAACCUUUGUGUCUGCUAUAAUAUAAGUCCGGUUUAUAACUCGUAUAGACAGUAUUGGCAAGUGUAGUUUCAAUUCCCAAGCUGUAAGUAUUUAUAUUUCCAAGUACGAAUAUAACUUCAGUCAAAGGGUGUGGAUUUUAUAGUUUGCUUGAAUAUUCAGGUGAUAGAAAUAAGCAUUUUCAGUUACAUCAUCGUUGAUUUUUUUGUACCUAUGAAAAUUAGCGAAAACAUAGUUACGAUUGACGCUGAAUUAUUUUACCCACAGUUCCGAACGCACAACUUACCGAGUCUCAAUAUAGCCUACUCAAUGUCGGUCGGAGUAAGUCUUUCGUUUCACUUUUGAUGAUCUAACACAAACUUUUUUUAGUUUGCACGCCUGGUAUUUUUUGUUCGUCCGUGCAAUAAGACGUUGAAUCUAAUUUAAGAUAAUCAAAUGGAUUGUAUAACGCUUGAGGUAAUGAGAAAAAAUGACGAAUCAUGGGGUUUGCAAAUAUCUGGAGAAUCACCGUGUUAUAUUGAAAGUGUCCAGAAAGGAAGUCCUGCCGAAGAAGCUGGAUUGGAAAUUGGAGAUUAUAUUAUUUCUGUGAAUGGAGUAAGCGUGUACGAUGCAUCGCAUGAGCAUGUGGUUCAGCUUAUUUCUGACAGUUCAAAAAUAGUAAGGUUCAGAGUACUUCCAAAUCAAAAUGCCUCAAAUCAAAAACCCGUGGAAGACGAAACUCAAAAGUCAAAUUCAAAAUGUUAUCAAUCUUCAUCAAAUGGAAAAAAUGCUUUUGAAGAUUCCGAUUCAGACACCGAAGAAUAUUUUUUCAAUUUCAAUAAGUAAGUU
Styela clava is the source of this 1124-nucleotide messenger RNA. The record is from RefSeq and is a predicted model, not a curated record. NCBI's taxonomy places the organism in Eukaryota, Metazoa, Chordata, Ascidiacea, Stolidobranchia, Styelidae.